AUGGAUAAGAAUUCAAAAGACAGGUUCAUGGAAGGCAAAGAGGGUGGCGGAGGUGGUGGUGGAGAAGUGAAAUACCGGGGAGUUAGGCGGCGGCCUUGGGGCAAAUUCGCGGCGGAGAUUCGGGAUUCCAAUAACCAUGGAAAACGAUUGUGGCUGGGGACAUUUGUCACUGCAGAAGAAGCUGCAAGAGCAUAUGAUCGUGCUGCUUAUACAAUGAGAGGUUCAUUUGCAGUUCUUAACUUCCCCCAUGAAUAUCCUUCUUCAUCGACUUGUUCUUCAUCGAAUGUGGAGAAAAAUAAUGGGAUCCCAAAAGAAGUGUUCGAAUUCGAGUACUUUGAUGACAAGUUGUUGGAGGAUCUUCUUGAGUUCGCUGAGAAGACGACUGGAAAAUAG
Molecule: messenger RNA, 393 nt
Organism: Olea europaea var. sylvestris
Lineage: Eukaryota; Viridiplantae; Streptophyta; Magnoliopsida; Lamiales; Oleaceae
Product: ethylene-responsive transcription factor 14-like
Exons: 1
Coding region: 1-393 (130 amino acids)
Biological process (GO): regulation of DNA-templated transcription; ethylene-activated signaling pathway
Molecular function (GO): DNA binding; DNA-binding transcription factor activity
Source: RefSeq, a predicted model, not a curated record